Molecule: messenger RNA, 1332 nt
Organism: Nicotiana tabacum (common tobacco)
Lineage: Eukaryota; Viridiplantae; Streptophyta; Magnoliopsida; Solanales; Solanaceae
Source: RefSeq, a predicted model, not a curated record
GAAAUGGGCCCAGUUUAAGAAAUGGGUUGUAAAAUAACCGUCUUUGAACUCGGAAUACUGAGUAAAUUGGUCGAACAAAAUUCUACACUCUCUUUCAUGGGUUGCUUGUUUCCCAAGUAUUUGCUUCUUACUUGUCUCACCCUCGCCGUAGCCAGGGACCUUCUUGUAGCUGUAUUUAAUAGGAUAUUUGAAUUGGGUGUGAGAAUUCUUGCAGAUGUGAUUGUUAUGGGUUCUGGAAUAGUGGUAAGGGCCUUUGCUUGGGCAUGUCAUCAGGACUUGCAAAUGCCUCAAGAAUCAGUGCCGCCCAUGAAGCAAUACACAAUAUCAAUAAGCAAGCAAAAUAUCAGAGGCUAGGCAAAUUCUUGGUUCACGGAGCAUUCAUCAUGGGACGACAUGUUGCAGUUUUGUCUGAAGCGCAUUGCACUUGAAUUCUUCUCUUUAUCUAUAUUUUCGCCAGAGGUAUGUUUACUUAUGUAUGAGAGAUGCAAAAGACUUGGAGUUUUCAUCUUCCAUGUUCAUAGUGCCAAAGAGUCCUCAGAAACAAGUUGCCAGGGUAAAGCACAGGGUCCAAAUUAGUAAAUUGGAGUAUUAUUUUUGCUCUGCUUCUAGUAGAGAUUCUCCUGGUCUUUGAAGGAGUAUGUUUAGCAGAAGAGCAUUACUCCAGUCACCAGAUUUUUCCAGUAAAAGUUUCCAUAUGUAUCUAUUUUCAAUUUUGGCUGGUGGACGCUCUACUUCACUUUAAGUAGAAGCAUUUUAAUUAAUGAUUUGUGUAAUUUACCUUAGCUCUGGUUUUCUUUAGGCUCAAACCCACACUUCAUUAUUGUUUCAUGUGCUUAUGGCGCUAAAACCUUGCGAGUGUGAUGAAGCGAUAUGUCCGCUGGUAUUGGUGGAGGAACUUUGAAUUGUGGUUAGAAAAUUAAGAGUAAAAGAAUGCCUCUUGGUAAUUUGUCAUUGGUGUAAGAUUUCAUCUCUUGUAAGUUUUAGCUGUUCGAUUGAGUCCAUGAUGAAACGUGAGAGGAGAAAGGGAGAAGCAGCUUGAGGAAUGACCCACGCAGGGGUAGAUAUAGCAAGGGUUUUUAUGCACUCUAAUCACCCUUGUGAAGAGGCGUAGUUCCAUUUACAGUAUAAUGCUGGGCGUCUGGGUAUUCCCUCCCUGAUAUAAACUUGACAGCCAUGUAUUAGUAAAAUUUUAUUUUCUUACUUUAUAGUUUAUGUAUCUGGUUGACUGGUUUCUUCAGUUAAAUUAGGUACUACUUGAAAUGCUGAAGAACUUUCAGGUAUUGUGCAACGUGUAUAAGCAUUAGAGCGAUAAAUGCGUGGUGUUUUGUUUUA